Molecule: messenger RNA, 1233 nt
Organism: Hyaena hyaena (striped hyena)
Lineage: Eukaryota; Metazoa; Chordata; Mammalia; Carnivora; Hyaenidae
Product: SWI/SNF-related matrix-associated actin-dependent regulator of chromatin subfamily E member 1-like
Exons: 1
Coding region: 1-1233 (410 amino acids)
Biological process (GO): negative regulation of DNA-templated transcription
Cellular component (GO): SWI/SNF complex
Molecular function (GO): nuclear receptor binding; nucleosomal DNA binding
Source: RefSeq, a predicted model, not a curated record
AUGUCAAAAAGACCAUCUUAUGCCUCACUUCCCACCCCAGCUACUGCAACACAAAUGCCCAGCACACCAGGGUUUGUGGGAUACAAUCCAUACAGUCAUCUCGCCUACAACAACUACAAGCUGGGGGGGAACCCGGGCACCAACAGCCGGGUCACGGCAUCCUCUGGUAUUACGAUUCCAAAACCCCCAAAGCCACCAGAUAAGCCUCUGAUGCCCUACAUGAGGUACAGCAGAAAGGUCUGGGACCAAGUAAAAGCUUCCAACCCCGACCUAAAGUUGUGGGAGAUUGGCAAGAUUAUUGGUGGCAUGUGGCGAGAUCUCACUGAUGAAGAAAAACAAGAAUAUUUAAAUGAAUCCGAAGCAGAAAAGAUAGCGUACAAUGAAUCUAUGAAGGCCUAUCAUAAUUCACCAGCAUACCUUACUUACAUAAAUGCAAAAAGUAGUGCAGAAGCUGCUUUAGAGGAAGAAAGUCAACAGAGACAGUCACGCAUGGAGAAAGGAGAACCUUACAUGAGCAUUCAGCCUGCUGAAGAUCCAGAUGAUUAUGAUGAUGGCUUUUCAGUGAAGCAUACAGCCACCGCCCGUUUCCAGAGAAACCACCGCCUCAUCAGUGAAAUCCUUAGUGAGAGUGUGGUGCCAGACGUUUGGUCAGUUGUUACAACAGCUAGAAUGCAGGUCCUCAAACGACAGGUCCAGUCCUUAAUGGUUCACCAGCGAAAACUAGAAGCUGAACUUCUUCAAAUAGAGGAAAGACACCAGGAAAAGAAGAGGAAAUUCCUGGAAAGCACAGAUUCAUUUAACAAUGAACUUAAAAGGUUGUGCGGUCUGAAAGUGGAAGUGGAUAUGGAAAAAAUUGCCGCCGAAAUUGCACAGGCAGAGGAACAGGCUCGCAAAAGGCAGGAGGAAAGAGAGAAAGAGGCAGCGGAGCAAGCCGAACACAGUCAGAGCAGCAUGGUUCCUGAGGAAGAGCAAGCUGCCAGUAAGGCUGAGGACAAGAAGGACGACAAGAGCGUCCCGAUGGAGACAGAGGAGACACACCUCGAGGAAGCGACGGAGAGCCAGAAUGGUGAGGAAGGCACAUCUACUCCUGAGGAUAAGGAGAGCGGGCAAGAGGGGGUGGACAGUAUGGCUGAGGAAGGGACCAGCGAGAGUAACACUGGCUCAGAGAGCAACAGUGCAACCGUAGAGGAAGCGCCAACAGACCCCACAUCGGAAGACGAGAAGAAAGAAUAA